Molecule: messenger RNA, 717 nt
Organism: Nomascus leucogenys (northern white-cheeked gibbon)
Lineage: Eukaryota; Metazoa; Chordata; Mammalia; Primates; Hylobatidae
Exons: 2
Coding region: 1-717 (238 amino acids)
Biological process (GO): cell surface receptor signaling pathway
Cellular component (GO): plasma membrane
Source: RefSeq, a predicted model, not a curated record
AUGCACAGACCCAGAAGACCCCUCCAUCCUGGAGCACCUGCCAUGAGCAUCAGCCUCCUGUGCUGUGCGGCCUUUUCUCUCCUGUGGGCAGGUCCAGUGAAUGCUGGUGUCACUCAGACCCCAAAAUUCCACAUCCUGAAGACAGGACAGAGCAUGACACUGCAGUGUGCCCAGGAUAUGAACCAUGACUACAUGUCCUGGUAUCGACAAGACCCAGGCAUGGGGCUGAGACUGAUUUAUUACUCAGUUGCUGCUGGUACCACUGACAAAGGAGAAGUCCCCGAUGGCUACAGUGUCUCCAGAUCAAACACAGAGGAUUUCCCGCUCAGGCUGGAGUCGGCUGCUCCCUCCCAGACAUCUGUGUAUUUCUGUGCCAGCAGUUACUCCACAGCGCUGCAAGGCUGUCUCCUCCCUGCACAUAAAGGCAGGGGAGGCUCUGCCCUCCUCCCCCACCCAAGACUCAAGGAUGCCCUGGGCAGAGUAUUCUGCAACGGGAACCUUGGAACCCCAAGUGGCCCCCAGUGGCCCAGACAGUAUGAGCCUUGCUCUGUGCCAGGUGUCUCUGCAUUCAGUCUCAGCCAGGCCUGGACUGGUCCCAGGUCCUCAGAUGUCUCCUUUGUUCCUCUCUCCUACAAACCCUCCUUUUGGGGUUGGGCCAGGGCUUCCCCAGCUCCUACUUUUCUACUCAUCAUCCUGAGUCCGAGGCCCCCAGGAUGA